CUGUAUAUACUCGUGUCUUGUUGUACUUGUUCUUGGCGAGCAGCUGUAUAUGAAUUUAUAUGUGUGUUUCUGUCAACGACGUACUCGUCUCUGUUCGAUUACGAUGACAUGCGUGAUGUACAUGCAGUACGCAUGUAGUAUGUACUCAGAGGUACACUAGCAGCUAUAUAUACAUGUAGAUCUGUAGUGUAUACUUCUACUACUAGCCAGCUAUCUUAUCUAAAGCCAAGAACUCAAGACACGAUCGAUAUGAUGGCCAGCGUCACCGCAGCAGCAAGAGCAGCGGCGGCGGUGCUGCUCCUGGUUGUGGCGGCGCCGUCGGCGGACGCCCACUUGGCGAUGGGCGCGUACAACAAGACGUGCCCGCAGGCGGAGGACGUGGUGUUGAAGGAGAUGACGUCCAUGGUGGCCAAGUCGCCGGACGUGGCGGGCGCCGUGCUCCGGCUCUUCUCCGUGGACUGCUUCGUGGGCGGCUGCGAGGGCUCCAUCCUGCUCGACUCCACACCCGGCAACACCGCCGAGAAGGACGCGCCGCUGAACCAGGGAGUCCGCGGCUACGAGGUGGUGGACGCCAUCAAGGCCAAGCUCGACGCCGCUUGCCCCGCCGUCGUCUCCUGCGCCGACACGCUCGCCCUCGCCGCGCGUGACUCCGUCAGGCUGACGAAAGGCCCGUUCAUCCCGCUCCCGACUGGCCGGAGGGACGGCAACAGGUCGGUGGCCGCCGACGUGGCCCUGAACUCGCCGCCGCCGGGCGCCAACAUCACCGACAUCAUCGCCCUGUUUGCUACAAAGUUCAACCUCACCGCCAAGGACGUCGCUGUCCUCUCCGGCGCACACACAAUCGGGAAGGCGAGGUGCUCGACGGUGUCGCCGCGGCUUUACAACUUCGGCGGGCAGAACGGCGCGUCGGACCCCACGCUGGACGCCAACUACACGGCCACCCUCCGCGGGCAGUGCAAGCCCGGCGACAACGCCACCCUCGUCUACCUCGACCCUCCCACGCCGACGACCUUCGACACCGACUACUACGCCCUCGUCGCCGGCAACAAGGGCCUCCUUUCCACCGACGCCGCCCUCCUCCUCGACGCCACCACCAGCGCCUACGUCGCGCGCCAGGCCAACGCCACCGCCACCGCGGCCGCGGCGAGCGAGUUCUUCGCCGACUUCGCAACGUCCUUCGUCGCCAUGAGCAAGCUCGGCGUGCUCACGCACCACAACGGCGAGAUCAGGCAGGUCUGCUCCAAGGUCAACCCGCCGUCGCCGUCCAGCAGUACCAGCACCGCUGCUGCCCAGCUGACCGCUACCGGUGGGUUGGCAGUGGCACUACUCGCUCUCGCUGUGGCUCUCGUGCUCUAACUCUGACACGGACUCUGCAGUCUGCAUGACCCCUGCAUAUACGACAGCCAGCGCAUUGUGGUUGCUAGCUGCCUGUUUAUUAUGAUUUGUUUCAAUUGGUGAUCUAAUUACUUCUGAUUUGUGUUUGCCUUACUUGAUGUGUUGGUUUGCAAGAUUUCUCCUUUGUGAAUUGCAUUGGCCAACAAGUCCAGUUUGUAUUAUGAAUCCUCAAAUAAAAUGAACAGGCACCGCAUUGGCCAA
Messenger RNA from Sorghum bicolor (sorghum), 1596 nucleotides. Its product is annotated as peroxidase 1. Gene Ontology annotation, cellular component: plant-type cell wall; plasmodesma. Gene Ontology annotation, molecular function: heme binding; peroxidase activity. The record is from RefSeq and is a predicted model, not a curated record. Gene Ontology annotation, biological process: hydrogen peroxide catabolic process; response to oxidative stress. Bases 250 to 1356 code for a protein of 368 amino acids. NCBI's taxonomy places the organism in Eukaryota, Viridiplantae, Streptophyta, Magnoliopsida, Poales, Poaceae. The transcript has 3 exons.